AAAAAUGCUCCUCCUUUUGAACUUUCCCAAAGACCUUCUAGGAAGAGAGACUUGUUCAAGAGACUUGUUCCCAAAAAUAAACAUAGCUUCUCAUUGGCCAGACCCUGCAAAAGGACCCUAAAUCUUGUGUUCCAAAUUCCAGGCCUGGAACUUUAGUCCGUACGAGCCCCUCCCAGCAUCAGCCCUCCUCCAGAGACUCCUGGACAAAACGUUGUGAAAAGUAUACUUCAUCUUCGAAGAUUAAAGAAUGAAUUCCUUGGCUGGUGAUAUAGUCUUUCUCCUUUGAAGGGAUGUAUAAUGCAUUUCAUGAAAGUACAUUGAAACAAGAUUUACUCGGCAUGAGAGAAUGACAGACUCUGAGCUGGCCCCGAGGAGUGCCCUGUGUUUCCUAUCAACUUUGCCUUCUCAAAAGAUUCCUGAGAAAUCAGAUCUUGUUCUUCGAUGCACAAUAUCUGGUCAACCCAAGCCAGAAGUAACUUGGUAUAAAAAUGGUCAUGCUAUUAGUGAAUCAAAUAUCAUUUCUAAUUAUGAAAUCUUGGAGAAUCAGUAUAUUCACAUGUUACAUUUAUAUAGCUGCACCAAGAAUGAUGCUGCGGUUUAUCAGAUCUCUGCUCAAAACUGUUUUGGAAUGAUUUGCUGUUCAGCUUUUGUUGAAGUUGAGUGUUUUUCAGAGAACCCACAACUCAAUCCUAACCUGAGAGAAGAUACUGCUAAGAGUUGUAAGGAUAAGACUGAGAUUUACAAGAAGGACAACUCACAUCAAGUUGAUGAUAAAGAACAAGUUUUCCAGGAGGAAGAGAUUGCCACUGAGGACACUUCUAUUCUGUCUGGUUCUUCUUUCCCUCAACUUAGAGACUUCUGCUUCUCACAGUUUUACUCCAACAAUGAUAAUAAGACACAGAGUCCUGAAAAAGACACAGGUGUCAAAAGCACUAUUCAAACUCCAAAGAAUUACUCUAAUCAUAAUUACACAGAGGAAAAUACAUUUGAUCUGCUUUCCCCUAAAGACAGGGAUGAGACAGACAGACUGGAAAAAUCUUGCAGUGAGCUGGUACAUUCCAAACCAUCAAGAUUAAUUGAUGAUUGUAUGGCCAGUUAUGGUCAUAAUGAUGAAGUCUUACCAUCUAGUCAUCAAGACCCUAAAAUACAGAAAUAUAUUAGCUUUAGCAUGGCGUUGUCUGAGGAAACCACAUCCAUUUAUCCAGUGUACAACUCCAUAACCAAGCAGAAUGUUUCCCCAGAGAUUUCCAGUGAAGACUCUGACACAGAUUUUGAACUCUGCCCAGAGAUAAACCUAACCUGCACUGAGGAGUUUUCAGAUGAUGACCUUGAGUAUUUGGAAUGUUCCGAUGUUAUGACAGAUUACUCUAAUGUGAUCUGGCAAGAGGACCUCAGAGGGAAUGACCCUGUCUUUUUAUUAGAAAGAGAUGACGAAGAGACAAAAUUCAGAGAGGGUUGUCUGGGUGGGUGUGAGCAUUUCCACAGUGAAAUGGCUCAUCAGUGUCAGGUGUCAGAUAACAUUGUGCCUAUGGAUACCACCACUGGCUUCUGCGAUCAUCACUCAAAACUACAAGAAGUAGCUGGAAGGAGCAAUCUACCCAUUUCCAAUCAAUCUGCCUUGCAACCAGGAAUGACUCUUACUUUGGGACACUCUCAAGAUGAAACAUCCCCAAUGAAAGACCAAGAGCGAUAUAAGCUCCCUGCCGCUUCUCCAACCAAUGACAGUGAUCAACCAGGAAUGAAAGGAGAAAAUGCAGAUAGUCACCAGGCAGGAGAGUACCUUGCCAUUGACAGUCUGAUGAACAUGGAGAAGACUCCUAGAGAGAUGGUGCCCCAGACUCAUGAGCUAGAAAAGCCAGUGACAAACCAGCCUGUGGAGAACCUAGCAAAGAAAAGUGUGCAGGGAGACCUGCCGUGGAAGAAGGGCUCACAGAAAUUAGUCAGGGUGAGAAGACCAGGGAGCAAAGGGAAACCCAGGAAGCCAAACACCAACCUGAAAGAAAAUGCAACAGAUGGCACGCUUAACCUCCCAGGUCCUGGAGAAGUCAGGAAUCUUGAAUUUAGCCAAGGCGAUACAAGAGAAAGUUUUCAUGAAGAGGCAGAAGUUAUUCAUCUUAAUUCCCAGUUCCAUGGAGGAGAAUAUACCAUUUCGACCCAAGCACAGCAAGAAACAGAAACCCUUCCAGCGCCAACAGAGUCACUUCCCACAAAAGGAGAGACAGAAUGGAAGAAGAAAGGGAAGGGUACUAAAGGCCUACUGGAGAAAGACCAAGUGGUAAACCAACAUGCCCAUCCUCAGAUACAAAGGGAGGAAAACAAAGCAGAGGGUGUUACCAGUAGUCACCUGCCAGUCUCUUCAGAGCUCAUGAGAAAUUCAGAAUUUCUGUGGAAAUCUUCUGCCUUAAGUGGGACCAUAAUAAACUCCAGAGACACUCUGCAAAGUAUCAGUGAUGAAGGUGGAUCAGUGACCCAACACAUACAGCUGGAAGGCUGCUCUCCAAGGCCACAACACCAUGAGACACAAGACCAAGAAAAUGAUAUCUGCCAUCCCAAAAGUCCCAGGGAAGACAAACCAGAUGAGCAAAUCAACUCUGAGGCCAGUCAUGAAAAUGCAUUAGACUGUGAACUCUUAGCCCAUUACCAGAGGAUAAGUGAUGCUGAUCUUGGGGAGCAAGAGAAUCUAUAUAUUGCUUUGGCAGAAGCUUCAUAUGAUCUUCUGACAGUAGCACAUUCCCUCAGUGCACCAAGGGAUGCAGAAGAACCAUUAGUCAUGGAACUCCAUGAAACAGGUGACACAGAAACAGGAUGUGAUCCCAAAGAUUUUCCCUCUCCAAUGCUAGGUGAUGACUGUUUGCCUCAAGAAGAUUGCUCUAGGGGCUCAGAGCUGGCAGAAGGUCAAUGUGAAGCAUCUGAUUUAUGUUUGCUCAGUGACAUGAUAACUGAACAACUUACUGGAGCACAGGCUGCUGACUCAUCUUGCCCAACAUGUGAAAAUAGAGAGGCUGCAGGUACAAACACAACACCAUAUCCCAUGAACAUUUCCAUGGGAAGCAGCUUGGAAAGGUCAUAUGAAAAUGAGAUGAAAGAAAAGAAGCUGGAUAACAGAAAAAAACUGACUAGAAUGCUAAAAGCAGACCAAGAAAGUAAUUUAGUCAGUACUUGGAAGGACCACAUUGUUACUCCAGAGAACAACUGCCUUUCCCAGCUCCAAAAAGCAAGUGAUGUGACACUCCUUCUUGGAACUGAGGAUGAAGCAGAGACAUCUUUACUCUGUGGAAUGACUGCAGAGCAUCCUGAAGAGAAGUCAACUGAGAUUCCAACUGAAAAUAUCAGGAAUUCUCAGAUUUCCAGUGAUGGGGAGGAAACACUUACUCUUCAAACUAUUGGUAAAGAUCAUCAGGUCAAAUAUCUUGCUGUUUCAAUUGCUCAAAACAAUCACUCAGAGAGAACUAAAGAAAAUUUUCCUGGGGUGCCAGCUGGAAGCAUUACUCACCUUCAUUCUGAUGAACAGUCUGCCCCUGCUGGAAAUGACUGGGCAACUAAGACUUCAGAGCAGUUGACCCUCAAAGAACCCCUUGGGACAGCAGCUCAUUUACCCCAUCCACAGCUGCUGAGGGAAGAGUUCUCGAGUAAUUCUUGGGGUGUUCUUACUGAUGGAUUGACCACUGAAAGUCAGGACACUGAGGGUGCUGUGGGUAAAAACUGGGAAGAGAGUUGUCAGAGCAAAGUGAGAGAUUCAGAACAAAAUGUACACAAAGAGAUUCAUCAUCACUUAGCUUCUUUCUCUGAAGACGGCCUCCAAGAUGACUUCUAUGCCUUCACAGCUACAUGGAGGCAAAGUAGCCUGUUGCCAUUAGAACAUUCAACAGAUAAUUCUGAGGAGAGAGAAAGGAAUUUAGGAGUUCCCAGUGGCAAAGUAGCUAUGAUAAGUGACAAAGGAGAAAGGCAGGCUUCCCAGAAAGUUCCACCUUCUCUGGAAAAUCUUCUGGAGGAGGCUAGCAAAAAUUCCAUGGAUGAUAGUCAGGGAGAUUGUGAGUUGGGAGGAAAGCAAAAAGCCUCAACUUUGACAGAUCUUGUUUCAGAGUCUUCAUCACCAAUUCAGGCAGUGGAUGGAGCAUGCCCAGUUAGUUCUGUGGUUCUGGACAAUGUCUGUGUGAUUUCUGAAGAGCUUGGGGCAGACAACAAGAUACAAAAAUUGGAUACAUCUGAAAUAGACACAUCAACUAGCAGCAAUCAGUUUACUUGUUUUGAUGGGAAAAUUCAAGAGAAAAAAGAAGUAAGAAAGAAUGUAGGCUUUUAUAUCCCUAGCAUCCAGAAUUUGAAAGAUUCUAGCAUCCUAGAAUCAUCAGUAGAUCCGAUAGAUGAGAAGGAAGCCUCUACUGCAGUUUCACUAUUUAAAGGGACCUUGAAUAUGGUCUCAGAUGUCUCUGGGAAGAAAAACACCAGCCAUGUAAGUAAAGCAGAGGAAAAAGACCAAUGUACAGAGAUUCACCCCAUUUUGCUUACACAGCUUUUGACUCACCCACAAAUCAUGGAAUCUUCUGUAGAUUCUGCAGAUGGAGCAGAAGUUAUGGAGUGUGUUGGGACAGGAAAAAUAGUGACUUCUGAGACCACACUAGAGGUGAUGUCAGAGGAAAGGAAUUUCAACAAGGAGAGCUUUAAUCAAAAGUUGAAAGUUCCAUGUCAUAAGGAAGCUGAACACCUUGGGGAAGGAAUUCCAUGUGCAGACAAUGGGAGACAAAGACAAAGCCCAGAGACCAUGGAGAGUAACUUAGAUGAGCCAAGCCACAAGGCACAAGACAGUACUAUUGAAUGUAGUUCAGCAUCCCUUGUUCUUUCCAAUAAUCUUGUUGAACUAGUCACUGAUACUUCCAAUGAAAGAGAUACCAAUAGUGCCAUAAGUCAAACACAAGAUGUGCCUAUGAAUGGCUUAGUUGAGCCAAAACAUGAAUGGAUUUGUACUGAUUCAAAGGAAUGUAAAAACACUGAGAAUGAAUAUGUGAAAAAUUUGUCACCUACCUUGCCUCCUUCAAGUGUGCCUGUUGAAUUAACCUUGACUUCAUUUCUAAAGGGAAAGGCCACACAUUUUGCAAAGGAUUGUAAAAUACAAGUGCCCACAACUGGAGAACUCAAAGCCACAGAUUCACUGGGAUCCCCCAUAGAAACUUUGGCAUUCAUUCCAGCAGAAUGUUCUUCCAAAACCAGCCCUAAAUGUCAAGACCAACAUCUACUAAAUCAUUGUCUGAAAGACUCUUUACCAGGAACUGUACAAAAGGCAAGAGAGGAAAAAAAGCAUUGUCAUAUGGUGCCUCCCAAAUCUAAAGUGCUAGAGACUCUGGCAUCAGCAUCUGAGGAAGGAAAUAAAAAGCAAGAAAUGUCCGGGACUGGACAUUUAGCUGAGGGUGUGAAGAAGAAAAUUCUGUCCAAAGUGGCAGCUCUGAAAAUGCGCUUGGAAGAAAAAGAAAGGGCCAGAAAGAACUCUAUUUUUAGUAAAAAGAUUCCUAAACCCGAAACACUGACUCAAAAUGAAGAAAAAAAAGACUCCAAAAGAUUGUCUUGUAAAAGAGAAAGCAAAGCCCCAGUGCUAUUGAAGAAGAUCCAGGCUGAGAUGUUUCCUGAUCAUUCUGGAAAUAUAAAAUUAAGCUGUCAGUUUGCAGAAAUCCAUGAAGACUCCACCAUCUCCUGGACAAAAGAUUCUAAGUUAAUUGCAAGGGUUCAAAGAAGUGCAGGAGAUAAUUCAACUGUGUCCUUGGCCAUUGUUCAAGCAAGUAAAAAAGAUCAGGGAUUGUAUUAUUGCUGCCUCAAGAACAGUUAUGGGAAAGUGACAGCUGAAUUUAACUUCACUUCUGAAGUUCUGGGUCAGCUUUCAAGUCAUCAGGAUAUUAAAGAAUUUGAAGAGAUUGAAUUCAGCCAGCUUAUCUUCAGAGAAGACUUUAUCAGUGACAGCUAUUUUGGGGGCAACCUGCAUGGUCAGAUUGUAACAGAAGAACUCCACUUUGGAGAAGGGGUCCACCGUAAAGCCUUCCGAAGUAAAGUGAUGCAGGGUCUCACUCCCGUGUUCAGCCCUGGCCAUACCUGUGUACUCAAAGUGCACAAUGCAAUUGCCUAUGGGACCAAAAACAAUGACGAACUUGUCAAGAAGAACUACAAACUUGCUGCACAGGAAUGUUAUGUUCAAAAUACUGCCAGACAGUAUGCCAAGAUCUAUGCAGCUGAAGCCCAGCCUUUGGAAGGCUUUGGAGAAGUACCAGAGAUCAUUCCAAUCUUUCUUAUACAUCGGCCUAAGAAUAACAUCCCAUAUGCCACUGUGGAGGAAGAGCUGAUCGGGGAGUUUGUGAAGUAUUCUAUCAGGGAUGGGAAGGAAAUCAACUUUCUGAGAAGAGAAUCAGAAGCUGGUCAGAAGUGCUGCACCUUUCAACACUGGGUGUAUCAGAAAACAAGUGGCUGUCUGCUUGUGACUGAUAUGCAAGGUGUAGGAAUGAAAUUAACUGACGUUGGCAUAGCAACAUUGGCGAAAGGGUACAAAGGUUUUAAAGGCAACUGUUCCAUGACCUUCAUUGACCAGUUUAAAGCCCUGCACCAGUGUAAUAAAUAUUGUGAAAUGCUGGGGUUAAAAUCCCUUCAAAGCAAUAACCAGAAACAGAGAAAACCAGUCAUCGGGAAAGGCAAAGUUCAGCCACCCACUACCCCUGCCAAGAAGGCAGGGACCAAUGCCCCUGCAGAGAAGAAAACAGACUCUACGGUUAAGUCACCUGCUAGCAGAGAGUGACAGAGAAAAGCAGAGGCCUUAUGCAAGAGGGACUUCACAGUCAGUUAUAAGACUGUAGCUAUUCCCAGUUUACAGUGCCUUUAGAUGCUUUGUAAACUAUAACCUUCUGUCCUUAUUGAAAUGUUAGCAGGACCCAUGAAAGACUUAAACUGGAAAACAAACCAAACUGUCCAUCAGAGUGAUAGUCAGUCCUCUCUUUGUCUGAACUUUUCAGUAUUUUUACCAUUGUCACAUCUGUAUGUAUUUGUGGGUUUUGCACAUUGUUGUGCUAUCAAGGACUUGGUGUAAGGUUGGGACUAUCCUUUGUCCUAUGCCUUCUUUAUUUCCCAUUCAGAACUAGACCAGUGAGGUUAUUCAGCUGCUAUAUAAAUUUAAAAUAUGAAUGACUGACUCUAUAUUGAAGUUUUGCACUAGUGUUGGUUACUGGCCUUUUUGAAAUUGUUCAGUAAUGAUGACCUUUUUCAUAAUUAUUUGCACAGUUGUUACCCUUGUGAAACUUUGACAACCAGGUGUACUUUUCUGUUUAAUUAAAUUCCUAUUUAAACAAAAGAAAGUUGUGUG
This is a messenger RNA of Sarcophilus harrisii (Tasmanian devil), 7330 nucleotides long. RefSeq names its product alpha kinase 2 (gene ALPK2). Gene Ontology annotation, molecular function: ATP binding; protein serine/threonine kinase activity. The record is from RefSeq and is a predicted model, not a curated record. NCBI's taxonomy places the organism in Eukaryota, Metazoa, Chordata, Mammalia, Dasyuromorphia, Dasyuridae. The coding region runs from base 347 to 6769 and encodes 2140 amino acids. The transcript is spliced from 14 exons. Gene Ontology annotation, biological process: protein phosphorylation.